Molecule: messenger RNA, 1170 nt
Organism: Umbelopsis ramanniana AG
Lineage: Eukaryota; Fungi; Mucoromycota; Umbelopsidomycetes; Umbelopsidales; Umbelopsidaceae
Exons: 1
Coding region: 59-1081 (340 amino acids)
Source: RefSeq, a predicted model, not a curated record
CCAUGGACGACGUUGAAAACACCGAUUCAAUAGAAGGUAAUUGUACUAAUAUUGAUGGAUGAAUCUAAAGGUUACUCGAAUGUCAACUGAUUCGAAAAAUAACGCAAAAGGGGUGUCCCUAGACGGCAGUAUUUCCAGUGAUAGCCAAAACGACACAAGCGUCCAAGCGUCAGCAGCAACACGGUGGCUCUCUGACCGCUUUCAUAUUAACACAAUGGCAGCAAAGCCUGAAGAAGACGUUUUCGACGUGAACCAAUGGCCGUCCCUUCCCCCUAUUACCACUUCUAUUGGCAUCAAUAAGCAGAGAUUCUUAUUCUCAUCCCCUAUAGCCAGAUCUAUGCCGCAAAAGCAGCAACAAGAGGAUGUCGCAAAGAACCUUGCUGAAGAACAAGCUGUGGCACAAGAUGACGUAGAUAUGGGGGAAAACGAAGUAAUUGCAGCGAGCUUCAUUGAGACAGAAUCACCAGGCCAAGAUACGGUUAUGGGAGAAGUGUAUCAAGAUGAGGAGGCUAUCGAGCCAUCAAGCCCUAGACCUGGGUCUGUCAGCAACGAUGAAGUGGAACCAUCUCAAAGCACUUCUCUAGAAAUUCAAAGGGAAGGACACAAGUCAAAUGGAACGAUGUUUAAUAAGGUCAAGGCUGGCUUAGGCUCAGCGAAAGCCAACAGCCCUCAGAAGAAUACCAAGGCUCAAAGCAGCAAUUUAACGCCGUUUCGUCGUAUGAUUCAAAACGCUACCAAAAAAUCGACCACGACCAAUAAGGACGAAGAGGACGAUGUUGACGACGUCGAAGGUAUCACAAGGUUCGCACCUAUCACGUUACAGGAGAAACGACGGCGACAAGCGAAACGCGCGGAGCAGCUGAAGUUCUGGAAAGUGCGGGAGGAGAGAGAAGCGCGUGAGGCUAGACGAGUGGGCCGACGAGACCUUUUAGAAGGCCGCUCAGGUAACGCGAAACGCGGUGGGAGCGCAGAGCCAACGACCAGCACAUCAGCGACUCUACGCAAGGCAGUCAAAUUCAAUUUGAAGCGGAAUCGGGUUAUUCAAUUUGAGGAUAGAGAGACUGAUGAUAGAUCACCUUGAAUAUUUUUCUUUAUGUCUAUACCUCGCCUUGUAAUCAUAUUUCUUCCACCAUUGCAACCACUAAUUAUUUCACCAACCACAAUAUAUCC